This is a messenger RNA of Pygocentrus nattereri (red-bellied piranha), 3987 nucleotides long. RefSeq names its product RMI1, RecQ mediated genome instability 1, homolog (S. cerevisiae) (gene rmi1). The record is from RefSeq and is a predicted model, not a curated record. Bases 263 to 2095 code for a protein of 610 amino acids. Lineage: Eukaryota; Metazoa; Chordata; Actinopteri; Characiformes; Serrasalmidae. Gene Ontology annotation, cellular component: RecQ family helicase-topoisomerase III complex; nuclear body. Gene Ontology annotation, biological process: double-strand break repair via homologous recombination; resolution of meiotic recombination intermediates. The transcript is spliced from 2 exons. Gene Ontology annotation, molecular function: nucleotide binding.
CGCAGGGUUGCUCGGCUGUACUGAUGCUGCUUGGUAACUGGCUAGCCGUGAAGGCGCGUUGGGAGUGUUGCUGUACUUUUACUCAAAGGCUUCAUUUCAGAGACCAUUAGAGUGAUAAUAGAGGAGAUCAGCACUAGCGCUAAACUCAGCUUAAGUGCUGUAGCUGCUUGUGAGUCGUUGCGAAACUUAAGUCGACCCUGCGGCGUCUUUGCUAAAAUCGAGCCGACUGCCCGACAAAUCUGUUCCUGUGGGCAGUAAGAAGAUGCCAACAGCAGGUGAUGCCCAGGUUACCCAGGCAUGGCUGCGCUCCACAUGGCAGGUCCAGGUACCUCAAACUUGGCUGGACGCUUGUGUGGAAUGGGUCCUGGAGGAGGCGGUAGGAGCAGCCGUGCCUCAAGCCAGACUCAACCAGCAAGUCUUGGAACAAUGGCUACUCACUGACCUCCGUGACCUCGCCCAUCCCAUCCUGCCUGCUGGUGUUUCCGAAGCCGAGAAGAUGGAACUGAAUGGCUGCUACUGCCUCCAGAUGGACUCCCUGCUGGACGUCAGUCAGCCGGCCUACUCUCAGCUGCAGCAUGUUCGUGGUGCCGACUGUACCAACGAACAGGUCACUGCCGUGACACAGGCCACCCAGAAGCCAUGGGAAGCUAAGCCCACGCGCAUGCUGAUGCUGCAACUCACUGAUGGGGUGCAGAGCUUGGAGGCAAUGGAGUACCAGCCCAUCCCAGCCCUUAACCCCAAUCUGCCUCCAGGCACCAAGCUCCAGGUGGUGGGCAAGGUGGUGGUGCGUUUGGGUGUACUGCUGCUGAAAUCAUAUAAUGUGAAGGUUCUCGGUGGGGAAGUAGAGCAGCUGGUGGAGAGGCAUUCUCAGGCCAGAGUACUCUGCAGGACCCUAGGGUUGCUUGAGGAAGACCAAAUGCAAGGAGCAGAACCAAAUGAUCAGGAGCUCCUUGCUAGUGUGGAGGCUGUGGGGGAGCCUCAUAUAGGGGGGGCCUCCUUGGACAGUGGUUAUGACAGCAAUGGUGGCAGCUUAAUCUUACAAGCUUCUGUGGGAAGUCAGCAGUCUUAUAGCCAUCAGGUAGAUCCUUCCCUUCAGGUGACCAUUCCUUCUAACAGCCACAAUUUGAAUAAUCCUCCAGCUGAUGACAUUCCAGAUAACUUUGACUAUGUACCUGAGGACUUUGAUGACAUUCCAGAGAACUUUGACGAUGUUCCGGAAAACUUUGACGAUGUUCCGGAAAACUUUGGCAAUGCCCCAGAAAACUCUGACCGGGCUCCAGAAGACUUUGAUGAAAUUCCGAUGGAAGAACUGGACAGCAUAAUGACGCCUACAGAGACAGAGGUCUUUCCCAGGAAUGGAGCUAUGGAAUUUGGUGGAAUAGAACAACAGGCCAUUCCAGGCUCAGACUCAGGAAGGCUAGCCAGCCACAUCAACCAGCCCACAACUGGAGGACGAAGCCACCUUAGUUUUGUCUCUGAAACUUCUGUCAAUGAGCGCAACAGUCACCAUGGAGGAUACACAGAUCAGAUGGCUAUUAUUGGUGAUUUAGAAGACUCCUUCUCCUCCCCAGAAGCAAAGAUGGCCAGAUAUGAUCCUCUUUACAGUAGCACUCAAAUGAAAGCACAGGAUUCUGCACAUAAACAUAGCGAUAAAGCGAAUGCUGACAUGUCUGUCCUCAACUACCUUUGCAUUUUGCAGGCUGGCGUUUGGCCGCCCUCUACUGUUCAAGUUGUGCGACUGCAGGCCUUUAUAGUCACCUUGCUUGGAAACCUGCGCGUCAGUGGCGGGGAAUGGAAACUUGGAGCCACCAUAUCAGACGGCACUGCAUACCUGGAUGUGGAUCUGUGUGACACUUUGCUGACUAACCUGAUUGGUUUUUCAGCAGCAGAAUCCAGGACAUUAAGGAAAGACCCAGCAAUGCAUGGAGUGGUGAACGCUGGAAUACAGAGCUGUCAGAGGGAGCUGGUGGAUAUGUGCUGUGUGAUGAAUGUACGGUUGGAGCCAUCGGGGAAAAGCGUGCUACUGAGGACUGAUCCUUUAACAGACAGAGAGGGCCGUGAACUGCAGAGGAGGGUUACGGAGAGGAGGAGUUAAUACGGAAAAUUUGCUACUUUAAUGGAAUUCUGUGCCUAAAAAUACCGUCUUUGUUAUUGAUGAAUGGAUGCUUGUAGGGGACAGUGACCAUUAUAUAAGCUAAAGAGGAGUUCCCCACUUCUGUAUAAUUCAUUCAUUGACUUGUAAACAGUCAUUAAGAGGUGACGAUAGGAACCAGAUGUCUGAAGUAUUCAAUGCCUUCGGGAGUUAUUACAUUACGAAACAUCGUUUAACGAAAGCUUUGUUAUAAGGUUAUGAUCUAAAAUGUCCAUUCAUAGUGGAGAGGUACAUACCUGGCACUAUCAGGCAAAAUAAUACCCCAAAGAAAACGUUUUUUUUCCCCAGAUUUACUGCUGCUUUGCCAUUUUCAACCUUGCAUAUUAAAAACUCAGAAGACACAUGUAGGAUCACUGGUUGUGGAUAUUUAAAUAGCUAUAUUUGCUUCAUCACUGUCACAACAGCUCAUUCCUAUCACCUCUUCUGUAAAGAAAUUAGUCAGUAAAUUACUCUAUAAUGUGCCGUUUCACAGCAAAACUCUCUUAAUGUCUUUGUUUAGAUCUCAACGACUGAAUUGUGCAGAAAUAAAAAAAAAAAAAACGUUGGAAUUUCUCUUUGAAUGAUACUAACGGCUUCCCAACCAGCUUGAACUUGGAGCCAUGUUCGAGAAACAAUGUAGUUUCUAAUUUUAUUCAAAUAUGCAACUGCAAAUAAAAGUGGUCUGAAUGUAUUUAGAAACGGCUCGCCCUCAAGGACCGUGAUUCGACAGGGUGUAUGAACGGCUGUGACUCGGAUACCUUAAAUGCUCCACAUGGGACAGUGAAACCAGAAGUGUGUGAUUCGAUCAAUCAUAUUUGAUAUUGAUUAUUGAUUGAUCUGAAACCAGAUAUGACUAAAUUGAAUUCAGCUGUAAUUACAGAUUGAUAAAUGUGGUUAAAUGUGACACCCCUGUGGAUUGUCAGGUUCUUAGUUUUACGUUUUAGUUUACUGCAUUAUUAAAAUGAGUUUGAACUGUUUACCCACGUCUCUGCAAUCAGUUUGAAAUGGAUAUCUAUGUGUCCACAAUCGGUUUAAAUGGGUUACCUUCCAUUUCUCAAAUCGCUGUGACAUGGUUACCCACAUCUUUAAAUCAGCGUGAAGUUGUUACCUGUGUCUCCAAAAUCAGUUUCAGAUGGUUACUCACAUCUCCCAACCUCCACCUCUGAACUAGGCCAGCAAAAACGAUCCAAACGUGUUUAACUAUAUUAACAGUCAUGUAAGCGUUCCGACCAGGCAGUAGGGAAUGAAUAAGGUUCAGCCUCACUGUGCAAAAAGCAGAGACCACCGUUCUUUUUAUUUACAGUCCUUGAUUUGCAAGUUAUUCAUUUUCGCCAUCUGAAAACAUUUCAGUGAAAAUUAAACAGAAGCCUCCACGACUGAAUCUAUGAAAAUGUUCAGUAUUUAGUGCCUCACUUUGUCUUUAUUUCACCUUUCAUUCUUUUUCGGGCGACUUGCUUUCAUUUUAUUCAAAGACAUCUGCAGGGACGUUUUUCCACACCUCCAAUUUUCAGUCUUGGAAGCCUCAUGAGCCAAUAACACAUUCAGUGGUGUUGAGGUCUGGACACUGGGGUGGUCAUUGCAUUGUGUUGAGAGCACCAGCAGCUUCUUUGUUAGAUUUGCAAUUUCCUCCUUUUUUUGUCUGUUUCCACUUCUAAGGGCUUCUCGACAGACGUCCUCUGAUACUGUGUUGAAGAGUCUUCUCACAGUGAAAGGAUAGAAACAGCUGUGGGUGAUUUUCAGAUUAGAAGCAGGAGUGGAGCUGUGGGGCUCCUACGUGUCGGUUAUUUACGUGUAGCCGUUCACCGAUGGGAAUGUUACUUGAAUAAAGUGGUGAAGCUGAUUUAGGAGCAAAUGUC